CUUGUCGUGGUUCUUCUCCAGGACCUUGGCAGUCAGGAUUUGAAGAGAGAGAAGAUCAGCUUUGUGUGUCAGAUCGUUAGAGUUGGACGGAUGGAGCUGCGUGACAACAACACCAAGAAGCUGACCUCUGGGCUGAGGAGACCCUUUGGAGUAGCAGUAAUGGAUGUGACUGACAUCAUAACAGGCAAGAUGGAUGAUGAGGACAAGCAGCAUUUCAUCCCCUUCCAGCCGCUAGCAUUGGAUGACGCCGUGCUUCGCCACAGGCAGCUGAACAUCUCCCGUUUUUCUCCCAGGGUGGCGGGGGAGAGCGACUUUCUCCAGACCGUCAUCAACAAGGUCAUCGCCGCCAAGGAGGUCAACCACAAGGGACAAGGUCUGUGGGUGACUCUGAAGCUGCUUCCGGGUGAUAUCCAUCAGAUCAGGAAGGACUUCCCUCACCUGGUUGACCGUUCCACAGCCGUAGCCCGCAAGAUGGGCUUCCCAGAGAUCAUCAUGCCAGGUGACGUGCGUAACGAUAUCUACGUAACCCUGGUUCAGGGAGAGUUUGAUAAAGGAAGCAAGUCCACCCCCAAGAAUGUAGAGGUCACCAUGACAGUCUACGACGAGGACGGAAAGAAACUGGAG
Molecule: messenger RNA, 624 nt
Organism: Salvelinus fontinalis (brook trout)
Lineage: Eukaryota; Metazoa; Chordata; Actinopteri; Salmoniformes; Salmonidae
Product: dedicator of cytokinesis protein 1-like
Exons: 5
Biological process (GO): cell migration; small GTPase-mediated signal transduction
Cellular component (GO): cytoplasm; plasma membrane
Molecular function (GO): guanyl-nucleotide exchange factor activity; small GTPase binding
Source: RefSeq, a predicted model, not a curated record